GCGUGAGCUUUCAAAUCUUUUCUAUGCAAGCUAGGUGACUACCUCUGUGGUGACUACCCAUGGUGACUACAUAAAAGAGACAAAUACUACGCAUUUUUGGACUAUAAUUAGUUUGUUAUUGCAAAACUAAAGCCAAGGCGGAAGUGUUUCAACAAAACCUCGCUUAUUUCUUGUCGUCGAUUUAUUUCCUGUAAAGUUCAAGAUAAAUCUUACAAAGAAAGACCAUUCGUAUUCUGUUCUUACAAUGGGGUAGCAAUGUUUUGUGGGCGGUAAAGAAUGGCUUUUUGCCCGACGGAAGAGAAAAUGUAUGGCUACGAAGACUCUCGUUUUGAGAAAGUUGUCGACGUAAAUUUUCACUGUUCUAUCUGUCGCAAUGUUCUCAAAGAACCAAGGACGUGCAGAAAUAACGAACACAUCUUUUGUCUUGGCUGUAUCAGUGAACACCUACGUGUAAACUCUCAAACGUGUCCUGAAUGUAAGGAGGAUUUGAGCGUAGAUACGCUUCGUAGGGCACGUUUAGCGAGUAAUUGUUUGUCUAAGCUCAAGAUAAAUUGUGAUCAUGCCAGUCGUGGUUGUGUUGAGUUGACCUGUCUUGAAGAUCUCGAAACUCAUGUGGCAAAUUGUGGCUAUGCUCCUGUGUUAUGUUCAAAUGCAGAGUGUGGUAUGGUCAUCAACAAGCGAGAAAGAGUCCAUCAUGAGACUGAAAUUUGUCAAUACCGGAAAAUGAAGUGUCAUGACUGUCGACAGAUACAAGAAGAUGUGGGAACAUUGAAAGGAAGUCUAAUGGAACUGGAUGGGAAAGUGGAAGCAGCAAAUAAAGAGAUGAAGAAAAGUGUGGGAGAAUUGACAGGAAGUUUAAGUGAACUGGAUGGGAAAGUGGAAGCAGCAAAUAAAGAGAUGAAGAAAACUGUGGGAGAAUUGAAAGGAAGUUUAAGUGAACUGGAUGGGAAAGUGGAAGUAGCAAAUAAAGAGAUGAAGAAAACUUCGGCGAAAUUGGAUGGAAGUUUAAGGGAACUGGAUGGGAAAGUGGAAGCAGCAAAUAAAGAGAUGAAGAAAACAGUGGGAGAAUUGAAAGGAAGUUUAAGUGAACUGGAUGGGAAAGUGGAAGCAACAAAUAAAGAGAUGAAAAAGACUGUAGGGAAAUUGGAUGGAAGUUUAAAGGAACUGGAUGGGAAAGUGGAAGCAGUGAAGAACAGCCAAGAUCAAAUGAAACAAGAGCAACAAAAAGUUAAGAAAGAAGUCGAAGACAUUAAGAAAGGAGUAAAAGAUGUAAAAGAAACUGUUUCAAAAGUGAACAAAGACGUGGACAAAGUCAAAGUGAUUACGAGUCAAGUGUUAGAGAAGUUAAAUAUGCUUGAACUGCUUAACAAACUGCCAUCUUUGACUGAGGGAAUGUUCAAGACACCAAGGGAAGACAUUUUGAUUGCAGGUGGUCGAGCACUUUCGAAUAACAGUACUGAAAUAUAUUCCUGGGAGAAGAAUGGUUGGUUUGAGGUGUCAAUGAAUAAAGGGCAUUCUGGAGCUUCAUCAUUUAUUUAUAACGAUCAGUUAUUUGUGGUUGGGGGAGCGGGUACUAAGACAAUAGAGACCUUGGAUCUCAAUGAAUUGCUUUUGAAAUGGAUGAAAUAUCCUGGAAAACUUCCUUAUCGGGGUGAUGAUCAUCAAACCGUUGCUUACCAACAGCGCAUCAUUCACAUUGGUGGAUAUAAUUAUGACCAAAGAAGACUGUCUGACAUGAUCAGUGAAUUGCAACUUACCUCACCUGUUACUAUGAAAAAGUUGUGCCAAAUGCCUGAUCCACGAUCUCGUCAUGGUGCUGAGACUUUUGAAGAUAAAGUCAUGAUUUUGGGAGGGGAAGAUCAUAACAGUCGUCCUUUAAAUAGUGUGCUGGAGUUUGAUGUAAAGAAGAGUGAAUGUAAGGAGAUGCCACCAUUACCACAUCCCGUGACGAGAAUGGCAACUGUUCGCUGGAGAGAUCAAGUAGUUGUGCUUGGAGGGCGUGAUGAGAAUCGUCAAGCUCUGAAUGAUGUUUUCAUGUAUGACUGCAAGACAGGCAAGACCACAGCCUUGCCAUCCAUGUUGGAGAAGAGAGUUAAAUGUUGUGCAGUUAUUACUGGAAAUACCAUUGUAGUGGUGGGAGGUGAGAAUGAGAAGAAUGGAGAUCUCAGUUCAGUGGAGUGUUUCACAAUGGGAGGUUCUACAUGGGAAUAUCUUCCUGCCAUGAAUAAAGCCAGGUACGGAGCAGUUGCUGAAGUUUUACCUCCCACGAAAAGAAAAUAUGUGUUAGUUUGACAUUUAGACACGCUGAUAAAUGUUUAUUCAAAAUAAUGCAUAAGACUGUCUUAGAACAGGUCAAAUUCUCUGGUUUUAACCAGCUAAGAAGGAAUUUUUGACUGAAGGUAAUGUUAUGCAGAGUGUUUCAACAAAAGGCAAUCUCUGUUUUGGCGUGUAAUUGUGUAUUAGGUAUUACACAGACAAUCGGCCUAUUAAAAUUGCAAUAUUGUGGGACCAUUUUCCAAUGUCGCUUGAAAGAGAACAUUUAGUUGUCAAGUCGUACUUUUUUGUGCCAUUGUGAUCAAACAUGGCCAAAUAUGAUCAGAUUUAACCCACUGAGUACCAGCGCUUUCCCUUUGACAAAUAAAAUCAUGUUGCAUCAGGCAGAGUAAAUAAUAAAGUAGCCCACAUUGCAACUUUAGAGAGCGGUCAUUAUUUAUGGGGGGGGGGGUCGCAUCGAAGAGAAAAGGGUUGGGUAAACAAAAUUUUGAAUGAGUAAAAGGUUGGGUAAAUGAAAAACAAAACAACUCAAGGGUUGGGUAAUAAAAAUUUACAGUCAUUUCCAAAGCAUGACUCACUCAAAUAUUGAAGACUAAAAAGCAAUGUCAACAGCCAUAUGUAAAUCCAAUAUGUGAAUCAAUCAGAGUCACUAUCUUGACCAUUUUCCGAUGUGCGAACAUUAUGAAACGUUAGGCUGCGGAGAAUUUCACAAGCCGUUAGCAAACUCAUUUCACAGAAGUGGUAAAGGACAUGUGUGACAACUGAAUGGUAUCCUUUUGUAAAGUUUUUUGGCCAGGGGUGGGUAUUUAUUUUUAAAUUGAUAUUUGAGGUUGGGUAAUCAAAUUUUUGAUAUUUUAAUGGUUAGUUCAGCAAAAUUUUUGCCACGAAAAACAUUUCUCUUCGGUGCCACCCCCCAACGUAAAUAAUGACCGGUCCCUUAAAAUCAGUUACAUAUGCAUAUGAGCAGCGCAAUAGAUCUUUCCAGUACGUCACGACUUAGGACCACCUUAAAUUGAAUAAUUUGAAGUUUGUUUCUCGCGGGCUGUGAUCAGAGAAGCAGAACAUCCUUCGUCAACACAUGCAUAAAAAAGAAUUUUGGAUUUUGACCAAUUAAUGUGGAAAUUAUCCUGCGAGCAAAGUCCUCUCGUAUUUCUUCUCGGCACUGCACGGAGAAGCGAGAGAGACUCUGCAGAACUUGUGUAUAAAUUCAGUUGAGCAUGCGCGAAGGUUGCUGUGCAACUGUCUAUUUCCCAGAAGAAGAUUUAAUAAGUAAUUUCCGGUUCAGAUCAAAACCAGUAUCAAACCUGAAAUUACGCAUAAUUAUCCAAGUUUUUGGAUUGUCGGCUCCACAAAGAAUAAACACAAGUUCUGCAGAGUCUCUCUCGCUUCUCCGUGCUGUGCCGAGAAAAAAUACGAGAGGACUUUGCUCGCAGGGUAUGUGGAAAUAAGCUUCAACACGAAAACGAGGCUGAGGGGCCAUGGCCCUUCUUGACCCAUCAGCCUCGUUUUCGUGUUUAAGCUUAUUUCCACAUUUAUUGGUCAAAAUCCAAAAUUCUUUUUUAUGCAUGUGUUGACGAAGGAUGUUCUGCUCCUCUAAUCAUAGCACGUGAGAAACAAACUUAAAAUCCAUUCCAUUUAAGGUGGCCUAAGUUGAAAACAGUGUCAGUCGUGACGUAAUUACCGGAGUGUUUUCUUGCCAGCAACAUUGCAAUAUUGUCCAACAAUACUGCAAUUUUGACAGGCAGAUUGCUCUGAGCAAUUUACAAGCAACGUGAACAAAUUCAAAUCUUUUGUGAAUUUGAACUUGCAAUUUGUUCACGUCGCUUCCAAAUUGCUCAAAGGCAAAGCAAUCAGCCUAUCAAAAUUGCAAUAUUGUGGGACAAUAUUCCAAUGUCGCUUCAAAGAGAACAUCCGGUUUGACUGUAAUGGGUUACGUAAAUGACUGGUCAAAAUAACAUUUUUCGACAAUUCGGAAUUGCCUGUGAAACUAUUGUUUGUGUAUCCAAAUUAUUCUUAUUUCGAUAUUGAUAGGUUACGUUUUUUAAAAUGCAAGACAUAGUGUAAUAAUGACUGAAAUGGACACAGUUCAAUUCAAUUCAUGAAUCCUGGUGCUAGUUGUAUAGAAAGGUAGUUGAAUUUAACUACAGUUUGUGUGAAGGGUUAAUCGAGUAUUUUAGAAUGAAUUACUAUUAAACUACAAAAUAGUGGUUAAUUAAAAAUAGUUAAGCGUUUUAUACAACCUGUCCCCGAAAUAUUUCAGGUUUUUAGAUAAAUUGUCGAUCCAAGUAUUGACUAUUGUAUAGG
This is a messenger RNA of Paramuricea clavata, 4578 nucleotides long. Lineage: Eukaryota; Metazoa; Cnidaria; Anthozoa; Malacalcyonacea; Plexauridae. The record is from the annotation of a GenBank genome assembly.